Messenger RNA from Centrocercus urophasianus (Greater sage-grouse), 2122 nucleotides. It is a transcript of the gene ASPHD2, whose product is annotated as aspartate beta-hydroxylase domain containing 2. The transcript is spliced from 3 exons. The record is from RefSeq and is a predicted model, not a curated record. Lineage: Eukaryota; Metazoa; Chordata; Aves; Galliformes; Phasianidae. Bases 1 to 1032 code for a protein of 343 amino acids.
AUGCCUCUGGUGUGGCUGCCGGACUGGAGCUGCUCCCUGGAUGGGCUGCGGGAUUUCAUCGCCGCCGGCAUCCAGUCGUUCCGGGACUGCGACGGCGGCGCGCUGCUGGCCGUGGGCUGCCUGCUGCUGCUCUUUGUCUGGUACUGCUACCACGUGGGCCGCGAGCAGCCCCGCGCCUUCCCCCCCGUCAACGCGUUGAUGCAGGGCGCCGAGGCCAACGGUGUGCAGAACGGCUUCGUCUAUUGCCACGCGCCCGAGUGCGCGCGCUGCUCGCCCCACGAUGGCCUCAACCAGAAGCUCUACCACAACCUGCAGGAGUACGCCAAGCGCUACUCGUGGUCCGGCAUGGGCAGGAUCCACAAGGGCAUCCGUGAGCAGGGCCGCUACCUCAACAGCCGGCCCUCCAUCCAGAAGCCGGAGGUGUUCUUCCUGCCCGACCUGCCCACCACCCCCUACUUCUCACGGGACGCUCAGAAGCACGACGUAGAGGUGCUGGAGCGCAACUUCCAGACCAUCCUGUGCGAGUUUGAGAGCCUCUACAAAGCGUUCUCAAACUGCAGCCUCCCGCAAGGAUGGAAAAUGAACAGCACGCCCAGCGGGGAGUGGUUCACCUUCUACCUGGUGAACCAGGGCAUGUGCGUGCCCAGGAACUGCAGGAGAUGCCCACGGACUUACCGCUUGCUCGGCAGCCUUCGCACCUGCAUUGGCAACAAUGUCUUUGGGAACGCUUGCAUCUCCGUGCUGAGCCCGGGCACCGUCAUCGCCGAGCACUACGGCCCCACCAACAUCCGCAUCCGCUGCCACUUGGGUCUGAAGACCCCCAGCAACUGCGAGCUGGUGGUGGGGGGUGAGCCGCAGUGCUGGGCUGAGGGUCGCUGCCUGCUCUUUGAUGACUCCUUCCUGCACACCGCCUUUCAUGAAGGUCCACCAGAGGAGGGUCCCCGUGUGGUCUUCAUGGUGGACCUGUGGCAUCCCAACGUGGCAGCUGCCGAGCGCCAGGCACUGGAUUUCAUCUUUGCCCCAGGACGCUGAGAUCACCGCCGCGCUGUCAGGGUGAGGGCACCACAGCUCCAGCACCGCCUGUGGACGCUGCCCAGGGCAGAGGCUUCCUCACAGUGCCGGGGUCUCCUCCUGUGGGUCUUGUAAAUGGAACCUUCGACGUGUAUCUGUGGCAUCUCUCUCCUUCCAUCAAGGCUUCAGGGAUUAUUUUCCACCAUGGCGGUGCAUUGCCUUCUCUCCGUGGUUAGAUGCAGUCCCACUCCCAUCCGUGUUAUGUUGCUCGUGUUUUGCAGUGUUCAGAAGUAGAGUUACAAGGGUGUUUGUUUGAAUGUAAUAAUGUAAAGUUUCCUGUGGUCACCAAAAGGACAACGCUCACAUGGCCAAGACAGCAAAGCGGGGCGAAGUGCUGCGCUCAGCCUGCCCCUGCCCAGCUUGCAGCCCCCAUGCUGACAGAUGGAUGGACAGACAGAGGGCUGCAGUGGCACCACAAUGGGACAGCACCCCAUGGGAUGGUACCGUGAUGCCCGCUGGCUUGGCUUCCCAUUGCCCAGGCAGCACACCCACCCUGCUGAAGGGACGGUGCACGGCCAGCCCUGCUCUGUAACCUCACCUGAGGUGUUACCAAUGCCUAAGUGUCCUCCCUGCUUUACCUGCAACCCUUGGUUCUCACAAGUCGAAGCCAGGAUGCCCGCAGGGGCAGGUGGCAGUUCAGAGGGACUCUGGUUUGCCGCAGAGAGGGCAGAGAGGAGUGGCAGCCAGCCCUCCUGCUGCUGCUCAUCCCUAUCCCACAGCCAGGGCUGGGAUGCAGAGCCCACGCAGCUGAGAGCACAGCAAAGGUUUCCAGGCUCAGCAUCACCCUCCUCCCAGCCCUUCCUAGGGACACAACUGCACUCGUGAACGAUUUCUUUACAGAUUUUUCAGAUUGCAAGAUAAGGCAGAGAUUUCAAAUACAUCUGAGAUAUUUUUUACACCUGUCUUGUUACAGAAUAUCUGAAGUGCAUGAUUUCUACACGCAUUGAUUAUUUGGAAAGAGGCUCUGAGGAAGCAGGCUGGCUUGGUAACUGUCCGACAGUUUGGUAACAUUCCUACAGUGGAUAAGUAAAGAUUAUCAAUAAACCGUUGU